UCCCUGCAAAGCGGCCUUAUUUAUCUGGGCAUAGCCAUAGCCUCCCCGGUGGGAGGCUCGGGCGGCCGAUCCUCUCCCACCGGGGAGCUCCGCUCCGGGCGCGGCGGAGGGGGCCCGGCGGGGCGCGGGGCGCGGGGCGCGGCUGGGCUCUGCCCGCCAGUCCAGCACCUCGGCCGCUUCCGAGCUCGCCGGCGCCCAUGCUGGGCUCCCUAUGACGCGAGGUCGCCGGGCGGACAGCGUGGCAUGAGCCAGGAGCCCAGGCCAAGAACAUUCGAGGAAGAUGUCGAGCCCUGGUAUCAACGGCGACCCCAAACCUCCAUGCUUGCCUCGAAAUGGCCUGGUAAAGCUGCCGGGCCAGCCCAAUGGCCUGGGAGCAGCCAGCAUCACCAAGGGCACUCCUGCUGCCAAGAACCGUCCCUGCCAGCCACCGCCCCCACCCACCCUUCCACCUCCCAGCUUGGCCUCCCCGUUGUCCCGGGGCACACUUGCUGGGGGCCCCUGCCCCCUGGCAGGUGGACCAGCCUCAGCCUCGGUGCCUGGACCCCCAGCAGAGCGGCCGCCACUGGCCACAGAUGAGAAGAUCCUCAACGGCCUCUUCUGGUACUUCUCAGCAUGCGAGAAGUGCGUGCUAGCCCAGGUGUGCAAGGCCUGGCGGCGUGUGCUCUACCAGCCCAAGUUCUGGGCAGGCCUCACACCUGUACUGCACGCCAAGGAGCUCUACAACGUGCUGCCUAGUGGUGAGAAGGAGUUCGUGAACCUGCAGGGCUUCGCUGCACGUGGCUUUGAGGGCUUCUGCCUGGUUGGGGUCUCUGACCUGGACAUCUGUGAGUUCAUCGACAACUAUGCGCUCUCCAAGAAGGGGGUCAAGGCCAUGAGCCUCAAGCGCUCCACCAUCACGGAUGCUGGCCUAGAGGUGAUGCUGGAGCAGAUGCAGGGCGUGGUGCGCCUGGAGCUGUCGGGCUGCAACGACUUCACUGAGGCAGGGCUGUGGUCCAGCCUCAGUGCGCGGAUCACCUCGCUGAGCGUGAGCGACUGCAUCAAUGUGGCCGACGACGCCAUCGCGGCCAUCUCGCAGCUGCUGCCUAACCUGGCGGAGCUGAGCCUGCAGGCCUACCACGUGACGGACACGGCGCUGGCCUACUUCACGGCGCGGCAGGGUCACAGCACGCACACGCUGCGUCUGCUCUCUUGCUGGGAAAUCACUAACCACGGCGUGGUCAACGUGGUGCACAGCCUGCCCAACCUCACAGCACUCAGCCUCUCAGGCUGUUCAAAGGUCACCGAUGAUGGUGUUGAGCUCGUAGCGGAGAACCUACGCAAGCUGCGCAGCCUCGACCUGUCGUGGUGCCCUCGCAUCACAGACAUGGCACUAGAGUAUGUAGCCUGCGACCUGCACCGCCUGGAGGAGCUUGUGCUGGACAGGUGUGUACGCAUCACGGACACUGGCCUCAGCUAUUUGUCCACCAUGUCAUCCCUCCGCAGCCUCUACCUGCGAUGGUGCUGCCAGGUGCAGGACUUCGGGCUGAAGCACCUCCUGGCUAUGAGGAGUUUGCGUCUCUUGUCUGUGGCAGGCUGCCCACUGCUGACCACCACAGGGCUGUCGGGCUUGGUGCAGCUGCAGGAGCUGGAGGAGCUGGAGCUGACCAACUGCCCGGGAGCCACACCUGAGCUCUUCAAGUACUUCUCGCAGCACCUGCCCCGCUGCCUAGUCAUCGAGUAGCGCUGGGCUCCCACCCAGGCCUUGGGAACCCGCCACGCUCUGGGCGGGGCGAGGGGCUCUUCCAGGCCCCUCAGUGGACCUUGCCCAGCAGCCGCGUAUGAUCCCACGCGGGAGGCGGGACGAGUUGAGGACAGCCCCGCCCCGCGCCGCCCUCGGCCCCCUCCGCUCCUCUUUCUGUCCGCCCCGGGCAGGGGACGACCGGGCCAGCCCCACGCACGCACGCACACUCGGGGACUUUGUGCAUGCCCCUCGUGCCCGCACUGCACGCCCGCCCUCCACCACGCCACAGCCGCCGCCAUCACUCGCCCGCCCCGCUGCGGGGCUCGGUCCCUGGGGGGCACUCUGAGCCCACCCGCCCCCCUCCCCCCCGCUGCCUUCCCUGCCACACCCCGCUCUCUGCCUCCCUGCUGUCCCCCAUCCCGGGCAGGGCCCAGAGGAUUGGGGGGCUGGGUCCCCCAGGACUUAGGGGCCCGGAAGAGCCUCAAGGACCUUCAACAUCUUCCACUGCACGGCGCCUGGAGCCCUCUCUCUUAGGGGCGAGGGGACUCAGGCCACUGCCAAAGCCAUGGCCCGAUGAGGAGCCCAACUCCAAGCCCCUCCUCCUCCCCCAUGCCUGCCCAACACAAGGGGCCUUUUUCCCUUACUGUUGAGUGGGCAGUCCCUGUUGGCUUCCCCUCCUACUCCCCCCCCGCCCCCAACCCCACCGCCGCCCACACUGGCCUUUUACAGAUCCUUGGCCCCUGGCCCCUAGGAUAGCAUUGAGAUGGCUAUGACCUUGGAAUAAUCAACAUUAGCCCAACCUAGUGCAGCCCACCUCAGUCCAGGAGCGGUACAGGCACCUAGAGAGACCCUAAGUUGGAGUCAUCCUUAGGGUUGUCGGGCUUGGGAGCAGUCUUGCCCAGCCACAGCCCUGCGCCAGUGGGGCUCAGGCCUGUCAGCACCGCGAUUCAUCCUGGGCAAGUUUGUGCAGAAGCGGGCCCAGACAAGGGGUCAGGAUCAGCACUGACCAGCGACUCUGAUCUUCCAGUGGCCAGCACACCAUCCACACUCUGCAAGGAGGGAGGGCUCCAUUCUAGCCCCACCCUAUUUGCCCCUCCCCAGUUUCCCAAACCUCUGCCUGCCCAAAUGGGCUCCAACCGUGUCCCGUGUCCUGUCUGAUCCCAAGAAGUUUGGAAGUUCUGGGGGAUGCUGGCAUAUCUUGACACUGCUGAGGAGGGGGCUGGGACCCCUUUCCAUCCCAACCUUGAUCCCCAGAUUUAGCAUCCACACCAAUCUUGGGACACCCCUAUUUGGUUGGAAGGGAGUAACCAGUUUCCAGAGAGCCAGAGAGUGAAAGAGCGAGAGAAAGAGAGCGAGUGAGAGAGAGAGAUGCUGUUGAAGCAGAGAAACAGUUCAACAGCCCAAAGAGUUCCCUGCCCCCGAGUGCCGAGGAGGCUCCAUGUGGAAGUGGUCAGGAGCCAGUUUCUUCAGGCCCUCCUCCCAUAGCCCCCCCAGUAGGGAGGGGGCAGCUGUCCAUUUGCCCAAAGUAUUAAUGCAACUGAAGCUGUGAUAUUUCCAACGACUGUAGGAGGAAAAUUUAAGGGGAGAAAGGAAAACAAACAAAACCAACCAACCCCUAAAAUCAUUUUCUUAUUGUACAUAACGACCUCAUUCUCCUGUAUAUGCGGAAGAUAUAACCUUAUAUUUGGUAAGUGUUUCUUGUGCUAUUUUAUCACGUGACCUGUUUAUAAAAAUAUAUAUUAAAAAAGUUGUAAAAAUAUGA
Messenger RNA from Marmota monax (woodchuck), 3482 nucleotides. RefSeq names its product F-box and leucine rich repeat protein 16 (gene Fbxl16). Gene Ontology annotation, molecular function: protein binding. The transcript has 6 exons. The record is from RefSeq and is a predicted model, not a curated record. Bases 281 to 1720 code for a protein of 479 amino acids. Lineage: Eukaryota; Metazoa; Chordata; Mammalia; Rodentia; Sciuridae. Gene Ontology annotation, cellular component: SCF ubiquitin ligase complex. Gene Ontology annotation, biological process: SCF-dependent proteasomal ubiquitin-dependent protein catabolic process.